Messenger RNA from Marmota monax (woodchuck), 4368 nucleotides. Its product is annotated as protocadherin beta-17-like. The transcript has a single exon. Bases 1566 to 3956 code for a protein of 796 amino acids. Gene Ontology annotation, biological process: homophilic cell-cell adhesion. Gene Ontology annotation, cellular component: plasma membrane. Lineage: Eukaryota; Metazoa; Chordata; Mammalia; Rodentia; Sciuridae. Gene Ontology annotation, molecular function: calcium ion binding. The record is from RefSeq and is a predicted model, not a curated record.
UUUUAAAUUUCUCUGGUUUUCAAGCUUUUAUAUAUGAUACUAAGCCAAGAACUAAGUACUGUGUUAGACUGAUUAUUAAGGAAUAUCAGACUUUCCUUUCUACUGCUGUGUAAGCAUCUUUUAUCUCUAUUAGCCACAAAACCAUUUACAUUCACAGGUUAACCUAACAUUUUCUCUUCUUGUAUCAGUUAUGUUUGUGAUUUUUUAAUGAAAAUUCUCAUUUCAACUUGCUACAAAAGGCAGACAAUUCACAUUAAAUGACAAGUGAACUUUUAUUUUUAUACUUAAUUGAAACGAAAGUAGGUCUCACUGUAUUUUGUAACCAAAUAAGUCCAAUUUUUAUAGAUUAUUGCCAAUUGGCUUGAAGAGUGUUGAUAACAUUUAUUAUUUGAAAUUUUCAGAUACUUAUCCUUUCCUCUGUCAAAUAAAAUUAUUUUUUGUUGAGAAGAUUUUCCUCUUUCACUAUUCACACUCCAACCACAUGGCAUUAGUUGGAACUUUGUUCUUUUUCUUUCUUUUUAAAUUUUAUUUUAAAUUUUUUCUUGUUUUAUUGUGUUUUGUAAUUUUUUUAUUUGUUCUUCUUAGAUAUACAUGACAGUAGAGUAUAUUUUGUAGUUUUUCAAUUCCCAGGACUCCAUAGGCCAGAAAAUGUAAUCCAGAAUAGACUCCUGUCUAGUGCAAAAGGUCAAAACACUUCCCCCAGAAAGUAUAUUUUUUUUACUUUUUUGUCUUUAUUGUCUUUUUCAAGUUUGUAGAAAAGACGUUGCCUGAAGUCUGAGAUUACACUGUUUCAAGUAAAACGAGUGGGUAUUUUCUCUUUAGUUCACUGGGCAUUACAUCCAGUGGGUUUAUGAGGGGAAAAAAGCCCAGAACCUAUUUAAGCCUAGGACUGAGAAGAAAACACAUUUUAAUUUUUUUCAUGAGUUAUAGUUACUUUGCAAUUUAGGAACAGAAAUCAGAUUUUAAAAAUCAUAAUUUUGCCUAAUUAAAUGAACAAAUUAAUAUCUGUAAUAGAAAUAAACUCCACAAGACAAAAAAAAUUGUUUCAUUUACUGUUGAUCCUUAGAAGCUAAAAGAUUGCCUGCACAGGUAAAUAUUUGUUAAAUGAAUUUGCCUCAGCAGAGUUUGUUUACUGGAUUUUAUCUUACUUAGGACUAUAUAUUACUUUUGUUUUUAUAACUAUUGUUAGCUACUUGAAUAAUACUGCAAAAUGGGUUCAGGAAAGGGGAUUGUAUAAACACUAUGACCUACAAUUUAUGGUAGCUCUUGCUAUGUAUAAAAAAUUAUCUGAAUUUGUAAAGCAGAACGCUUGGUGGCGCUGCAGGCUAAGAGAGUGAAAAACUGCAGUCAGUGACUCCUUGAAAACUGAACAGUUUCCGGCAGUUUAAAAAGGAACCGUGUUACAUUUCUAGGGGUAGAAUAUUUCAAAGAAGCAGCUCCCCCUAUGUCAAUCGUGUUUUUUUUAAAAAAAGAUUAACUUGACAUUAUUAAGUCUAGAUAGCGGAGUUGGAUACAAAUCAAUUAUUGUGUAUUAAAAUACUGCAUCUUUUGGACCUGAAGGAACAAUGGAGUCUCCGCUCUCCAAAGCGCCUCAGAAAAGGCAAGUGACCAUCUUUAUUUUCUUGUUUCUACUGUGGGAGGUGGGCAGUGUAACCGUUAAGUAUUCCAUUCUAGAAGAAAGAGACAGCGGUUCUUUUGUGUCCAACCUAGAAAACGAUCUAGGGCUGGGCAUAGGGGAGCUAGCCAAGAGGAGAGCCCAGAUUCUUUCCCAAGGGAACAGACAGCACUUAGAGCUUGAACAAAAGAGUGGGAAUUUGCUCCUAAAAGAAAAAUUGGAUCGAGAGGAGUUGUGCGGGGACACAGAUCCAUGUAUACUGCAUUUCCAGGUGUUAGUGAAAAACCCGGUGCAGUUUAUUCAAGGUGAACUACACCUCCAAGAUGUAAAUGACCAUGCCCCAGAAUUCUUGGGAAAGGAAAUCCUCCUUAAAAUCGCGGAAAGCAGCCAACCAGGGACUCUGUUUCCUUUGGAAAUAGCUCAAGAUUUGGACGUUGGUAACAACACAGUUCAGAACUACAUAAUUAGCAGCAACUCCCAUUUUCACCUUCUCACUCGCAGUCACAGCGACGGCAGGAAAUAUCCCGAGCUGGUGCUGGAGAAAGCCCUGGACCGAGAGGAGCAACCCGAGUUCAGGUUAACCCUCACAGCUCUGGAUGGUGGGUCUCCGCCCAGAACUGGAACUUGCCAGGUUCUCAUCCUGGUUCUGGACAUCAAUGACAAUGCCCCUGAAUUUGCUCAAGGACUCUACCAGGUGCAGGUCCCAGAGAACAGCCCUGUAGGUUCCCUUGUCAUAAUCGUCACCGCUAGAGAUUUAGAUGCUGGGAUCUAUGGGGAGCUCACCUACUCAUUUUUCCAAUCACCAAAUCAAGUCAUUCAGGCCUUUGAAAUAAAUAAAGACUCAGGAGAAAUUAGAUUAAAAAAACUGUUGGAUUUUGAAGAAAUUGACUCUUACCACAUAGAAAUUGAGGCCUCAGAUGGUGGAGGUCUUUCAGGAAAAUGCACUGUCGACAUAGAAGUGAUGGAUGUAAAUGACAACGCCCCUGAACUGGCUAUGUCAUUACUUAUCAAUGAUAUCCCAGAAAAUUCCCCAGAAACUGUAGUUGCUAUUUUCAGAAUUUCAGAUCCAGACUCUAAAGACAACGGAAAAAUGAUGUGUUCCAUUCAAGACCAUCUACCCUUUAUUCUGAAACCCACAGUAGAAAACUUCUACACUUUGGUCACAGAAGGAGCGCUGGACAGAGAAACCAGAGCCCAGUACAACAUCGUCAUCACCGUCACCGACUUCGGGACACCCAGGCUGAAAACCGAGCACAACAUAACUGUCCUCAUCUCCGACGUCAACGACAACGCCCCUGCCUUCUCCCAAACGUCAUACACACUGUUGGUGCAUGAGAACAACCAACUCGCCCUGCACAUAGGCAGCAUCAGUGCCACAGACAGAGACUCAGGCACCAACGCCCAGAUCACUUACUCACUGCUGCCAAAACAGGACCCGCACCUGCCCCUCGCCUCGCUGGUUUCCAUCAACGCAGACAAUGGGCAGCUGUUCGCGCUGAGGGCGCUGGACUUCGAGGCCCUGCAGGCAUUCGAGUUCCGCGUGGGCGCCACAGACCAAGGCUCGCCCGCGCUCAGCAGCCAGGCGCUGGUGCGAGUGGUGGUGCUGGACGAAAAUGACAACCCGCCCUUCCUGCUGUACCCAAUGCAGAACGCCUCUGCGCCCUGCACCGAACUGGUACCCAGGGCGGCAGAGCAGGGCUACCUGGUCACCAAGGUGGUGGCGGUAGACAGAGACUCAGGCCAGAACGCCUGGCUGUCAUACCAGCUGCUCAAGGCCACGGAGCCAGGGCUGUUUGGCGUGUGGGCGCACAAUGGCGAGGUGCGCACAGCCAGGCUGCUGAGCGAGCGCGACGCGGCCAGGCACAGACUGGUGGUGCUGGUCAAGGACAAUGGCGAGCCUCCGCUGUCUGCCAGCGUCACGCUGCACGUGCUUCUGGUGGAUGGCUUCUCCCAGCCCUACCUGCCGCUCCCGGAAGUGGCGCCCGAGCGCGCGCAGGGGGACUCGCUCACUGUCUACUUGGUCAUCGCCUUGGCGUCGGUGUCAUCGCUCUUCCUCUUCUCUGUGCUGGUGUUUGUGGCGGUGAAGCUGUGCAGGAGGCGCAGGGCGGAGCCCUUGGGUGUCUGCUCUGUGCCUGAGGGCCAGUUAUCUGGCCACCUGGUAGAUGUCAGUGGCACCGGGACCCUGUCUCAGAAUUAUCGAUAUGAAGUUUACCUGGCGGGAAGCUCUGAGACUAGUGAGUUCCAAGUUCUUAAACCAAUGCUCCCCAACUUACUGGGUGAAGGUGCUGAUAAGAAUACCGAAGAAAACCGUAACUUGAGGAAUCAUUUUGGGUUCAAUUAGGAAUGUGAUUUUGACAAUAUGAGAUAAAUUAUUAUAUUCACUAGUCUUGUAAAUUCUUUACCCUUUCAUUCACGUAAAGAAAGUACUAAAGUGUGGUAGUAAUUAUUGUAUAUAUAAGAAUUUCAACCUGUAGUACUAUUUUUUCAUUGUUUCCAUUUCUUAGGUAUCUCACAUAAUGCACGUGGACACAAUAGCAGAGAAAUCAAGUGGUGUUUUUUCUUUUGGUCCUGUUUUUGUAAGUCACAUAUAUUUUCAGGUUUAAUUUUCAACUUAUUCGUUGGUACCUUUUAUGAUUAAUAUAAUCAUUCUCCAAACUUACUGAUUACCCACAGGAAUUAUUUGUAAUUAAUGUCUCUUAGUUUUUUAAAAAAAUAGUUUUCAUUUAUGCAAUAAAUUUAAGUGACUUUAUAAA